Colletotrichum phormii is the source of this 901-nucleotide messenger RNA. RefSeq lists its product as uncharacterized. Gene Ontology annotation, biological process: phospholipid biosynthetic process. Lineage: Eukaryota; Fungi; Ascomycota; Sordariomycetes; Glomerellales; Glomerellaceae. The coding region runs from base 49 to 738 and encodes 229 amino acids. The transcript has a single exon. Gene Ontology annotation, molecular function: phosphatidylserine decarboxylase activity. The record is from RefSeq and is a predicted model, not a curated record.
GCUUCACACGCCAGUUCCUUCCCGGCCUUUGACCCAUCGCCUCACCCGAUGACCAUAAUGCCAUCAUCAGCGCAACCGAGUCAACCCCUUUCGAGAUUCAACGCAAGAUCCACCUCCAGGACACAUUCUGGGUCAAGAACCAAGACCAACGCUCCAACUACAGUCUUGCCGACAUGCUGGGCGAUGUCAAGAUUGCCAAGCGGUUCGUCGGCGGCAACCGUCUACCAAGGGUUUCUCGGCGCGGACAGCUACCACAACUGGCAUGCCCCCGUCUCUGGCAAGUACUUUCAACCUCCCGCAAUCAUCAACGGCACGUACUACUCGGUGCCCAUCAUGUGGAGCUUCGAUAACGACCAGGGCAAGUCCGAUCCUGACGAGGCCUCGGACGAGCUCUCGCAGGGCUGUAUUUCUGCGGUCGCCAAGCGCGGCGUGGCUCUGAUCCAGGCUGACAACCCAGCCAUUGGAGUCAUGGCGAUUGUCAUGAUCGGCAUGGUCGGCAUGGCUGAGGUCUCGUCAGUCGACUUCUUCGAGAAGACCGAAAACACUUUCACCAAGGGCGAGCCGAUCGGAUGCUUUCGCUUUGGUGGUUCGACGCACUGCUUGAUCUUUGGGCCCAAUGUGAACAUCGAAUUCGCCCCGAACGCCGAUCCGUACCCAAAUCUUCAGCAGGACGAUAAGUACCAUCCGCAGGUUCAAGUCAAAAGUCUACUCGCUACUAUAACGCCACCAAGCAACUAAGACAAGACAGACUAUGAGCUUUUCUUCCCCCGACUUGCUCUACGGCGGAGUUGCACGAGAUGCUUUGGCUCACUGUCCUCGGCGCCGCCUCUUCGUAAAGCAUAAGGAAUUAAACAUCAAUAGCUAGCUUGAUCUAAUGAAAACCCUCUCUCACAUACCCGAA